Vitrella brassicaformis is the source of this 1350-nucleotide messenger RNA. Lineage: Eukaryota; Vitrellaceae. The record is from the annotation of a GenBank genome assembly.
AUGCCGAGUAGCGCUGGGCUUAGGGACAGGUGUCUCGUCAAACCCUUAACGACGACCGACCGACGUCACUCCAAGCUCGCACAUCGUUUGGCGCAACCUGGCUUAAAGCCCUGGAAGGAGGCUCGUGGGGACCUGCAGAAGUCUCCCGGCUCAUCGUGGUUCUUGCGAAGGUAUGCGCCGGCAUGCUUCGUUUCGUGCAGAUGAUGCGUGGAUUGUGAUGCGUCUAUUGGUUUCUGUGCUGUAGGUUGACUCCUUCCUUCACAAGACAAGCAGCAGCCUGCUGCCCUCUCGGGAGGCCCACCCGCUGAUCAAGGAGCUGGACAGAUCGAUGGCGUCUGUGUGGAGGUGCGCGAGAGUCACACACAAAUGCAACACAGACGGGUGUGGCCGCACUGUCUGCCUUGUCUGCAGGCUGCCCAUUGUGCUGCUUCUUCUGUCCGUCGCCCUGUCGCUGCCGUCGUCUGCGGCCUUCGUCCGGCCCAUCCGACUGACACAGACAGGGCCCAUCCGACUGGCACACCAACCGCAGCCCACACCGACGUCAUCCGGAGGGAGGCCGCUGACCGCCCUGAGUGCUGGCAGAUCCAACCUUUACAAGCAUCUCAGCCAACGGGACAUCGCCUGUGUCAACGUGGGUGCGUUACUCAUCAUCCUCGUCUUUCAAUUCUCCGACAUCAUUGGGCCCAUACUCUUGGAGUACAUCAGCGCCGUUGACAUCAGGUGACUAACUGACAAGGCUGGCCGCAUCGUAGAUGACGUAUGUGUGCGUGUGCGUGUGCGUGUGCGUCUGUCUGUAUGUGCAUCCACGUGCAGCUUGAGCAGCCCUGAGAUCGUGGCCAAGUUGGCGAGUGUCGAGGUUGACGCCGUUGCCGUGCCUUCUCGGCUCCCCGUUAUCGCAGUGCUGGUGCCCGCCAUCCUGUACUGGUGGAACAAGAUCCCGGAAUCCAACACCAUACCGAGAGAUCGUAAGCGGUGGCCGGAUGCACAUCCACAUCCGUGGACAUCUUUUUGUCUGUGUGUGUGGCGUUGAUCAAUCAGGUGACGUGCCGGCGGAUGUACGACUGCUCGAGAACAGCUGGACAAAACCACGGCAGGAGAAAAAAGGGUCCCAUGAGGCUGCGGGAUGUGAGAGUGCGGGAUUUCAAUUGCAUGGGUCUGGGCCUCGCCGUUGGCGGCUCUCUGUACAGCUGCCUUGAGAUUCUUUUUGAUGUAGUAUCUUGGAGUAUGGCGGGUGUCCAGGUGAAAGACCCCCUGGCGCUGUCGCUGAUGGCCGCCUACUUCGCCGUGGCCACGUCGUUCUGGCGGUCUACGGUGGCCUCCUGGUGGAAGGACGUCGUAGACGAUGAGUGA